GAUUUCAAUGAACAAUGCCCCUAUUCAUUAUCGCCCGUCAGUACGAAAAGUCAAAAGCUGUUGAGAUCGCCCAGAAAGGCCACAAGAAAAAUAUCACGCAUUCCCUUUAAAGUCUUAGAUGCCCCUGAAUUACAAGAUGAUUUCUAUUUAAAUUUAGUCGAUUGGUCAUCACAAAACGUAUUGGCUGUUGGUUUAGGUAGUUGUGUUUACCUAUGGAGUGCCUGUACAAGUCAAGUAACACGUUUGUGUGACCUUAGCCCCGAUGCCAAUACCGUCACAUCGGUAUCAUGGAAUGAACGUGGCAAUUUAGUUGCCGUAGGUACCCAUCAUGGUUAUGUUACCGUAUGGGAUGUAGCAGCUAGUAAACAGAUCAACAAAUUAAAUGGUCACUCUGCCCGGGUUGGUGCCUUAGCCUGGAAUGGUGAUAUUUUAUCAUCCGGCUCACGUGAUCGCCUUAUCAUUCAACGAGAUACCCGAACACCAGCCCAACAAUCAGAACGUCGUUUGGUCGGACAUCGUCAAGAGGUAUGCGGUCUCAAAUGGUCACCGGACAAUCAAUACUUGGCCAGUGGCGGCAAUGACAAUCGUCUCUAUGUCUGGAAUCAACAUUCUCUCAAUCCUGUGCAAUCCUAUACCGAACAUAUGGCUGCCGUUAAGGCCAUUGCUUGGUCACCACAUCAUCAUGGCCUUUUGGCUAGUGGUGGUGGUACGGCGGAUCGUUGCAUUCGCUUUUGGAAUACCCUAACGGGUCAGCCAAUGCAAUGUGUUGAUACGGGAUCACAAGUAUGCAAUUUGGCAUGGUCGAAACAUUCUUCGGAGCUGGUGUCCACCCAUGGUUAUUCACAAAAUCAAAUUUUGGUCUGGAAAUAUCCAUCGUUGACACAAGUGGCCAAGCUGACAGGGCAUUCAUAUCGUGUUCUAUACUUGGCUCUCAGUCCUGAUGGUGAGGCCAUUGUAACUGGGGCCGGUGAUGAGACAUUGCGUUUCUGGAAUGUGUUCAGCAAAGCUAGAAGUCAAAAGGAAAAUAAAUCUGUUUUAAAUUUAUUUACCAAUAUUAGAUAA
Musca vetustissima is the source of this 1062-nucleotide messenger RNA. Its product is annotated as fizzy-related protein homolog. The annotation marks the transcript as partial. The record is from RefSeq and is a predicted model, not a curated record. Gene Ontology annotation, molecular function: anaphase-promoting complex binding; ubiquitin ligase activator activity; protein binding. NCBI's taxonomy places the organism in Eukaryota, Metazoa, Arthropoda, Insecta, Diptera, Muscidae. Gene Ontology annotation, cellular component: anaphase-promoting complex. The transcript is spliced from 4 exons. Gene Ontology annotation, biological process: anaphase-promoting complex-dependent catabolic process; positive regulation of anaphase-promoting complex-dependent catabolic process; positive regulation of ubiquitin protein ligase activity.